Molecule: messenger RNA, 1884 nt
Organism: Penicillium alfredii
Lineage: Eukaryota; Fungi; Ascomycota; Eurotiomycetes; Eurotiales; Aspergillaceae
Product: DEAD/DEAH box helicase
Exons: 2
Coding region: 1-1884 (627 amino acids)
Molecular function (GO): hydrolase activity; DNA binding; ATP binding
Source: RefSeq, a predicted model, not a curated record
AUGGAGUUCAUUCGUCGACUGACACCAAGGCUCCCGAGGGCAUCUUUGGGACUUUCUUCCCCACUGAAUGUACGCUUCAAUUCAGGGCUGCGUGCGGGCAUCGUGCUCCGCGACUACCAAGAAGAAUGCAUCCAAUCCGUACUGAAGUACCUCGGCGAGGGCCAUCGGCGCCUCGGGAUUUCGCUCGCGACAGGAGCAGGCAAGACAAUCAUCUUCACGCAGCUGAUUAGCCGGAUCCCUCCCCGCGACGCAACAGCCACCAAGACCAUGAUCAUUGUCCAUCGGCGCGAGCUGGUCGAGCAAGCUGCAAACCACUGUCGCCAGGCUUACCCGGAUCAAAUGGUGGAGAUUGAAAUGGGUGAGAAUGUCGCCACAGGACAAGGAGAUAUUAUAAUUGCGUCGGUGCAAACACUUGCGCGGGGGCGCAUCCAGAAAUUCGAUCCGCGUGAGUUCAAACUCGUCCUGGUCGACGAGGCACAUCACAUUGUUGCCCGGUCUUACCGCGACACCCUUGCUCAUUUCGGGCUGAACGAGCCCUCUGCCACCGCACCGACGCUAGUUGGCGUCUCGGCCACGUUUGCGCGGUUCGACGGUCUCAAACUGGGUGCUGCUAUUGAUCAUAUCGUCUAUCACAAGGACUAUGUGGAUAUGAUGGGGGAGGAGUGGCUGGCCAACGCGGUGUUUACGACGGUUAAGUCGGGAGCUAACCUGUCAAAUGUUAAGAAAGACAAGUUUGGGGACUUUGCUCUCGGAUCGCUUUCCCAGGCCGUCAACACCGCCGGCACCAACUAUAUCACUGUCCGUGCAUGGCUGGCAAAUGCGCAGGACCGCAAGUCCACCUUGACUUUCUGCGUGGACGUGGAGCAUGCUCGGCAGUUGACGGGGACCUUUCGCGAUCACGGCGUGGAUGCUCGGUACAUCACAGCCGCCACCCCAAAAAAUACCCGUGCAGAGCAACUGCGGGCUUUUCAGAAUGGUGAAUUUCCAGUGCUACUCAACUGCGGUCUUUUCACCGAGGGCACAGACAUCCCCAACAUUGACUGCGUGCUCCUAGCGCGCCCGACGCGAUCAAGAAACCUGUUGAUCCAAAUGAUCGGUCGAGGGCUUCGGCUGUUCCCAGGUAAGAAAGACUGCCAUAUCAUUGACAUGGUCGCGUCCCUAGAAACCGGGGUCCUGUCGACCCCGACACUAUUUGGGUUACACCCCGACGAAGUUCUGGAGCAGUAUAGUGUGAAAGAAAUCCGCGAGGGCCACGGCGGAAUUAGCCCGGCCCAAUUAAACAUCGAAUUACCCGAUGACACCAACCUCAAAUUCACCAAGUAUGACAGCGUCUACGACCUUCUUGAGGACAUGCAAUCGGAAAGACACAUCCGCUCGCUGAGCCCGCACUCCUGGGUCCAGAUCCACGAGUACAAGUACAUAUUGUCCGAAGCGUCCGGGUGGAUGGCAAUAGAGAAAGGAGACGAGAUGUGGGACGUGCACCACGUCAUGAAAUUCAAAAGCCCCGUCGACACCCUGCAGUUCAGCCGUCCGCGCCACGUCGCCUCGGGCCCGGACCUGGAAACAGCCGUGCGGGCCGCGGACACGUAUGCCAGCAAAAAGUUCGAGGAGCGGUACAUUUCGUCAUGGAAGCCCUGGCGGCAGGCCCCGGCCACCCCGUCGCAAAUUGCCAUGCUGAACCAGGCGCGCAUUAGGCAAGGCACGGUGCAGCCGGGUGAUUUGACGCGCGGUCAGGCCGCGGAUAUAAUUACCAAGUUGAAGUUCGGGGGCAAGAAGCGGUUCAAGCAGCUUGAGAUGGAGCGACGCCAGAAGCAGCGUGCUUACGAGGCUUCGUCGGAGUUGCGGAGGAGAACCGAUGUCAAGGUUGGACCAGUGGAAAGUUGA